Molecule: messenger RNA, 3487 nt
Organism: Siniperca chuatsi (mandarin fish)
Lineage: Eukaryota; Metazoa; Chordata; Actinopteri; Centrarchiformes; Sinipercidae
Product: SPRY domain-containing SOCS box protein 3-like
Exons: 7
Coding region: 1569-2840 (423 amino acids)
Biological process (GO): proteasome-mediated ubiquitin-dependent protein catabolic process
Cellular component (GO): SCF ubiquitin ligase complex
Molecular function (GO): protein binding
Source: RefSeq, a predicted model, not a curated record
AAACAGCAGCUUUGAAUAUACAUAGAGUAUCUGCUGAGAUUUAAACAUUCAACUGAUGCUAUUAUCUAGAAUGACUUACAGUGAGAAUUACAGAUCUUACUGACCUCUGUAGUAAAUACAAACUUUCUGAAGUGGAUCACUAAGACAGGACAGCAUGAGAUUCUGGUGUAUUUGAAUAGAAAGUCUGGGCAGGACAUUGAGAGAGAUUUGAUUUUCAGUAGUUAGUAGUGAUUUUUAGCUUUCAUUAUCUGAAACCUAAAAAUCAUUCUCUUCACUGUCACAGUCCUACUGCAUCUGCAUUCAUAUCAUAUCAAUCAGAACAUUAACUGACACAGGUACUGUAGUUUGUCUUGACUGGGGUGCAUUUACAGUAUGUAGGGUAAGGCCCAAUUAAAGUGAGACUAGCUAACUAAUCUAAAUUAUGGGCAGUUAUCUCCUGCACCUGCUUGCAAAGCAGUCACCAGCUGUUGUGUUCAGUGGAGGCAUUAACUGAGACAUGCUAUCAGGUUGAUUUAACGUUGAAAUAACGACUCUUCUUGAGGUCGGAAGUGUCAACUAUGUGUUAUUAUAGUAUAGAACAAAUCUAUAAUACUUGUAAUAUAGAGUGAAAUAAUACUUUAUAGUCCAGUAAAUUGUUUUCACUCAAAUAAUUGUAAACAGGGAUACACUGCAAUUGAGGCUAUUGAUUGUAAUGAUUACUGACUAUGAAAACAGUUAAGAUAGGUAAGAUUUUUUUUAAAUAACAAACAUAUUAGGCAGUUCUGUUUUUGGUCAAUACAUCUGGAGCUACCUGCUUUCCAGGUCAUAAAGCCCUGAACAGAGGUUGAAGAUACCAAAAAUAUCCAACUAAGAAUCAUGCUUGUGUAAUUGCAUAAUGUAUAAAUACAAACUGGAUAGAGGCAGAAUUCCAAUAAUGUUCUUGUCAUUGGAAUUGCAUCAACUGCAUCAACUCCACUGACUGUUUAGUUUUUUAUUAAAAAUAACACUCUUGAUAGUGCACAUGCAGUUUUCAAUGUCCAUUCUGUUUUACUGUAAUUGUUUCCUGGGUCACAAUGUAGCAAACUUUGACUCAAAUUUCCCCAAAAGUGUUUUUAAAAGUGGUAGCUAAGUCAUACAUUAAUUUUGCUUUCAGAAUCCGUAAAUCCUCUUCCAUUCCAAAGUACCAGAAUUACAUUAAAACUUUUCUUACGUAGUCAAUUAAAGUGCCAGAUAAUAAUGUAGGAAAGUGUCACAGUCAAUAUUAGCAGGGGUGUAAACACGAGGAUAUUAGAAUCUGUGAUUUAUGAUUGGUACACAUUGUAGUCACUAGGUCAGGUGACCUUAUCUGUGUCUAUCUGCUGAUGAAGUUAACUGACAGACAUGCUGCAACAGUGGCAAAGCAGAGGGUUGGGUUUAAAGGUUAAACAAGUGCAUGGAAACACUUCCUGCUGCCAAUUGUGGCAUAUGGGACAAAUGGAAAUAGGCAAGCUGGCACACAAAUAUCAGUCUAUAGGUGACUAAACAUGGUUCCUCACAAGGAUAUUGUGCAGCUUCACACUGACUGAUGGUAAGGAAAGUAAAGAGCUGCCAUGCUGAGAAGAGGCAGGAAUGGCCGGGCCCGGCAUUUGGCCUGGAGCGAAACACGGCAGGAGACAGAGACCAUGGCAGUGAUCCAGACAUCAGACAGGGAGGAAUGGGAAGGCCAGACAACGACACAGAUCAGCGACCUGGAGUCGGAGGUGGAUUACUUGCCGAGUUCUCACACCGUAUCUGAGGUGUUGGCCUUGCCCAGCACAGUACCGGUGAUAGGGGAGUCUUUCUGCCAGUGUGAGCGACAGGAAGAGCUCAGCCCGGGCUUCAGUGUCACCAGCAACUGCCUCUGUGGGGAGGAGGAUCAGGGUUUUGCCUGGGUGUGGGAUGAGCACUUCAAGUCUUCCGGAGCCUUCCUUAGCUGUGACAACAGGAAGGUGAGCUUUCACUCAGACUACAGCUGCGGCACAGCUGCCAUCCGCGGCACCAAGGAGCUCGCAGACGGCCAACACUUCUGGGAAGUCAAGAUGACCUCUCCGGUCUACGGAACAGACAUGAUGGUGGGAAUUGGAACUUCAGAGGUGAACCUGGAGAAGUUCAAAUACAGCUUUGGCAGCCUGCUGGGCCAUGAUGAAGACAGUUGGGGUCUCUCCUACACAGGUCACUUCCAGCACAAAGGGGACAAAGUGAAGUUCUCCUCUCGGUUCGGCCAAGGCUCCAUCAUAGGAGUGCACCUGGACACCUGGCAUGGCACCCUGACCUUCUACAAGAAUCGGCACUGCAUAGGUGUUGCUGCCACUAGGCUGCAAAACAAGAAGUUCUACCCCAUGGUGUGCUCCACAGCAGCCAAAAGCGGUAUGAAGGUGAUCCGUGCCUGCUAUACACCCACCUCCCUGCAGUACCUUUGCUGUGCCCGGCUCCGUCAACUGUUGCCCUGCUGCCCAGACAUACUUAAUGCCCUGGAGCUGCCCCCAGGCCUGCGCAACCUCCUCCACGCACGGCUAGGCUGGGUCUUCACCCUCAGCAGCAGCCCUGAAGCCUCGGAGCAGCACAGCGACUUGCCUGAGGAUUUCCAAGAGGAGAUGAGCCUGCCUUCCUGCCCCAGCUCCAGCCCCAUCCUGAGCCCAGUAUCCACCCUGAGUGCCUGCGCCCCCCCAAGCCCCUGCACCAGCCCGUUUCCUGACACAGUCCCAUACCAGUGCCCCUGUCAAAUGUCACCUCAAACUCAACCCUGCACUUGCCACUGCCCUCCAACUCCUCCCAGCAGCGACUACGACAGCUGCUGCUCCGAGCCAGAGGAUUACCAAUGCAAAAGAUGCCGCUGGACAUGACUUAGUUGUCCAAAUGAAUUUGUAAGUGUUUGGCACACAGCUAUUCUACCAUUGCCAUCAAAAUCUCCUCGGAAAUCAAGGAGAUAAGAGCAAUCUCAUCUUUUAGCCAAUAUUUCUUAAUCAACACUUUGAGUGGAUUGUUGCUUCUCAUUUUUUAUUAAGCAAGUUUAUGACAUUCAAACAACUUUGUCAAUGAAUGGGAAGAAGGGAGUGAGUAUGUAGUGAGUGAGACAUUUAAUGAAGUUGAGAUAUUAAGAGUGACAUUUGGGUCAUUCAUUCUCAUUUUAGCCAAUUGCUAUCAUGGGGCUAAUGAGGGCCAUUUGUACUGCUCUGAUUUUUUCGUUUGUUUUUUAAAAUAUGCCAGUCGCUGUCUUUGGAAGGCCUAAUGUUUGCCAGAUUAGACUCUGAAUCUUGUGAAAGCGUAUACUUGUUAUUCACAGGGAUAGACUCCAGGGGGAAGCGAGUUGCUUUUGAUACUGUGGAAAUGACUUUUUGUACAGUAAACCUGUGUUUUGUAAUCAGCAUCUGGCUUAAAUAUCAACAGUGGUUGUAUUAUUGUUUACAAGAGAAUUUGUUUUUCUAUUUACAGUUAUGCUUUGUUUAUGAACUUUCUUACUCAGAAAAAUUCUCUAAAAUAAAACAAAAAG